Messenger RNA from Olea europaea var. sylvestris, 1605 nucleotides. RefSeq names its product zinc finger BED domain-containing protein RICESLEEPER 2-like. Gene Ontology annotation, molecular function: protein dimerization activity; DNA binding. Bases 1 to 1605 code for a protein of 534 amino acids. Lineage: Eukaryota; Viridiplantae; Streptophyta; Magnoliopsida; Lamiales; Oleaceae. The record is from RefSeq and is a predicted model, not a curated record. The transcript has 6 exons.
AUGGUAGUCACAGCACACUUUAUUGAUAGAACUUGGAAAUUGCAUAAGAGGAUAUUAAGUUUUUCUGUGGUUCCAAAUCAUAAAAGGGAGACAAUUGUGAAGAUUAUUGAGACGUGUCUGCUUGAUUGGGGAAUAGAGUGUGUGGGUACCAUUACUGUAGAUAAUGCAAACACAAAUGAUGCAGCGAUCGUUUAUGUGAAAAACAAGUUGAAGAAUAGGAAACCUGAUGAUACUAUGAUUUUAGGUAGCUCUUAUCUGCAUGUACGUUGUACAUCACACAUAAUCAAUUUGAUUGUUAAAGAAGGGUUGAAAGAGUUUAAUCCAUCUAUAGAUAGUAUUCACAAUGCGGUAAAAUAUUUUCGAUCAUCUCCUUCUUGGUUGACAAAAUUUAAAUGUUGUAUUGAAAGGGAAAAGAUUGCAAGCACAAAACUUGCUAUUUUAGAUGUUCCUACUAGAUGGAAUUCAACAUUCUUAAUGUUGGAUAGUGGAAAAGAAAAAGAGGGGCCACCUACAAGUUAUGAUUGGGAGAAAGCUAGAAAAUUUGUCAAGUUUCUAAGAACCUUUUAUGAUGUCACAUUGAAGUUUAGUGCUUCAUUGAGUGUUACUUCCAAUAUUUACUUCCAUGAAGUUUGUAAAAUUGAGCAAAUUUUGAAGAAAAUGGGUGAGAAGCGAAAUUAUUUGCUAAGUAGUAUAGCAAAUAGCAUGAAAAUUAAGUUUGACAAGUAUUGGGGUAAAGUUGAUAAAAUGAAUAAGAUUUUGAUUGUAGCAGUCGUGCUUGAUCCUAGGUAUAAGUUGGAGUUUGUUGUACAUUGCAUUGGUAUUUUGUAUGACAGUGUUAAAGUUGAAGCUACAAAAAACGAGGUCAUGAAAUUACUGUAUGCUUUAUAUAACCAACAAAAGGGAUGGCAACGAUCAAACAAUGGACCGAGUGGAAGCGGAAAUGGGGGUGAUGAAUCUAAUGAUGGAAAAUUGAAAACUACCAAAAUGGAUUUUUCUGGAAAAGAUGAGGUACAACGAUAUCUAAUGGAAUCCACUGAAGAUGCUAGUGAUGAAAAUUUUGACAUUUUGAAUUGGUGGAAGAUCAAUAAAUCAAUAUUUGAAAUUUUAUCUGAGGUUGCAAGGGAUGUUCUUGUCAUUCCUGUAUCUACAGUUGCUUCUGAGUCAGCAUUUAGUACUGGAGGGCGUAUUCUUGAUCCAUUUAGGAGUUCUUUAACUCCUAAAACAGUUGAGGCCUUGAUUUGUACACAAAAUUGGCUAAGGGAAGAAUCUAGACUUUUGAAAGUUUCUCAAGAUAGAGUUUGCAUUGAAGAGACGAAGUUCUAUGAGAGCAUUGAGACAAAGUUUCUUAAUAGUGAGUAUGAUAAGUCAAGUUUCUUUGAUUAUACUUUAAGAACAUUUCACCUUUAUUCAUGGAGUACCUCACAUGCAAUUGAAGCAACUUUGGGAUCUAUCCUCAUAAUUUCAGCACGUUUCCAAGGGACUAUACCUAGGUUAGCAACUAGGAUGUUUUUUAACAAUCCUUUUAUGGGUUUCUUUGAUUAUACUUUAAGAACAUUUCACCUUUAUUCAUGGAAUACCUCACAUGCAAUUGAUGGAGGAAGAUGA